Callorhinchus milii (elephant shark) is the source of this 5401-nucleotide messenger RNA. RefSeq names its product zinc finger and BTB domain containing 21 (gene zbtb21). Gene Ontology annotation, molecular function: protein binding; DNA-binding transcription factor activity, RNA polymerase II-specific; RNA polymerase II cis-regulatory region sequence-specific DNA binding. Gene Ontology annotation, biological process: regulation of transcription by RNA polymerase II. Bases 60 to 3305 code for a protein of 1081 amino acids. Gene Ontology annotation, cellular component: nucleus. The record is from RefSeq and is a predicted model, not a curated record. NCBI's taxonomy places the organism in Eukaryota, Metazoa, Chordata, Chondrichthyes, Chimaeriformes, Callorhinchidae. The transcript has 2 exons.
GUCGCGCGUGAGGGGGAAAGAGCGGCCUGUCCUGACGUAACUCUGAGGUGGAACACACCAUGGAAGCGUUACUUCACUAUAUCAAUCCAGCACAUGCCAUCUCUCUCCUGAGUGCGCUCAAUGAGGACCGUUUAAAAGGCCAGCUGUGUGAUGUUGUCCUGAUUGUGGGCGACCACAAAUUCCGAGCCCAUAAGAAUGUCCUGGCUGCCAGUAGUGACUAUUUCCAGACUUUGUUUACUAAGAAGGAGAACGAGAAUCAAUCGGUCUUCCAGCUGGAUCUCUGCGAAGCGACUGCUUUUGAAAAUAUCCUGAAUUACAUCUAUUCUUCAUCCCUCUUUGUGGAGAAGAAAAGUCUCGCCACCGUCCACGAUCUAGGCGGUAAACUUGGCAUCUCAUUUCUCACCAACAUUCCCUCGCAGACUCCUCAGAUUCCCUGUCCCUUAAACCCCUCAAAAAAGCUUCGCAAGAUUCUCGAAGAUGGAAAUGCCUGCCAGCCACGGAGUGUCAUUGUGUGCCAAAGUCGCAACGACAUUGAUAAAAACCAUAUUGAUUCCACAGGAAAAGGAGGGGAUUCCAACCAGAAAAAAGGACUGGCAGAGGAAGAUGGAGGACAUGAUUUGAAGUCUUCAUCUUUGAUGAAUGUUCUUCGGGCAAAUUCUAGCGUUGUACCUGCAGCAACAUCUAGAAAUAUGGAUGAAAGUCACCCCAUGGAUGAUAAUGGACAAUCUCACAUGCAUGGGCCUCUAGGUGACACAAAACGUCAUGAUAACUUCAGAUCUUUGGAAGACCGAAACAGCAGAAUGAGGUUUUUGUGGGACAGGAGAAAUUCAAUGAGUGUGGAUAGCACCUCUGACUUUGCACGCAAUGUUUCUGACACUAGGCAAAGUUUAACUGACCUGCUGGUGAAUGGAAACCCUGGAGGUAGGCCACAGCUUUCAGGCGCAUUUUCGUUUCAUGGAACCACAGUACUGCCAUACCCACAGCACAAAGCAGAGCAGGUGGUCAGUGCCAGCAAAGUGGAAGAAAGUAAUCUGCUAUAUUACACCAAAGUGGGACACACAAUUCAAUCACCUAGGUUUCAGCUUAACAGCCAGGGUGUUGUCAACAGUGGCCCUUUGGUGAAAAGUCUCCUUCGAAGGUCAUUGUCCAUGGACAGUCAAGUUCCCAGCUACUCUUCUUCUCUUGAUCUAAAAAUGAACUACGGACCACACAUCUGCAAGCGUGAACCACCUGAGCUGGCUUAUGAUGCUUCAUCCCAAAAGCCUUUGAACGCAGACUCAAUGAAACAGAGGUUUGUAAAGGAUAAACCGCAGGUCAACCAACAUUGUCAACCGAGGCAACAUAGUGUGUCUCAACCUGACACAGAGUCUGCCUCACUACCAAUUACCCUUAAAAUAAAAACGGAACCUUGUAGUCCCGUUUCCGAUGCCUCUGAUAUAAUCAGGGUUACUGUAGGAGAAACAUCUCCAUCUACAAGUAAAGAGUUCUCUGUGAAAAAUGUGGAAAGGAACAGAAGGACGUCAAUGCUGCCGGUGAAGAGGACAUUUCAGACUGAAAAUUCCAAGUUUUCUUUCGAGAAGUCUGAGACUUUCCAGGGAAUUCAGCGUUCUCAGAGUAUGGUGCAAAGGUUUGAGGAGAGUGCAGAAGGUGAUAAUGUGGACGUGUUGAAGACCGACGAAAACAAGGAUGAAUAUUCCGAGUGUGAAUCGGCAAUAAUGGGGAAGCAGUUCAAAUGUAAGACCUGCUUUAAGAUAUUCCGAUCCACAGCGGGCCUUUUACGACAUGUUGACAUGUACCAUAACCCGGAUAAACCGUAUGCCUGUGACAUUUGCCAUAAGCGAUUCCUAACCAACUUUAAGGUUUGGACCCAUUGUCAGACACAACAUGGUGUAGUUAUAAAUCCAUCAGCGGCUACGAGCUCCAACCCUGUUUCAGAAGAAAGGUUUCAAAAGAAACUGAGUGAUAUGGUACGUGAAAGGGAGAUCAAGAAGGCCCUUUUUCACAAGCUACGGCGCAAGCAAGUCUCUCACAGUUACACUGUCCUGCGAUCAGAACAGGGAUACAAAAAGAAUUUGAGAUCCGCGACCAAAGGCGUCUACAUAUGUACAACGUGUGGAAAGCUGUUCCGCUUCCUUUCACGUUACAGACAACACAUGAAGACCCACCCAGGUGAAAAACCCUUUGUCUGCAAGCUCUAUAACAAAAUUUUCAAAUCAAAAGAACAAGGUGUUGAUGAAAGUCUGAGCGAUGGUAAAGAUCAUAAGUGUGAGCAUUGUAACCUGAAGUUGUCUUCAGUAGUGGAGAAGACAAAGCAUGAGAGAAUAUGUAGGAACAUUACUGUAUGUUCCUAUUGUAGCCUUAGGUUUUGUUCCAAAGAACUAAAACAGGAACAUGAAAAUCAGUGCGAAUACAAGAAGCUAACCUGUCCGGAAUGCAAGCGCACUUUUAAGACCUCCUUCAGUAUAUGGCGUCACCAGAUUGAAGUGCAUAAUGAAAAUACGAUGGCUCCUGUGGAACAGUCGAUCUUGGAGGCCAUGCGGGUCAAUGGCGUCUUGCCCAAAGAGGAGACUCUUCAAGCUGAAGUGGAAGAGAAUUCUGUAGCCAGCCCAAGUACCUCAAAGGAAGAUGCUGCGUGCAGUGACUCUUCAGAACCCAUGUAUGUUGACUCCGAAGAUUCGUCUUGCUUUCCUGAGGAUCUAAGUGUCUCCAGUCGCAGAAGCACAAACACUAAAGAUAAUCCAUCUGAAUCAGUUUCCUCGAAUCCCACCCAUCUGGAGGACAUGGCCCCCGAAUCCAACAGUUGUAGUGGAGAUCUGGAAGACUUGGCCUGCAAAGGAGAGCGAGGUCUUUGGCCAUGUGAAAAAUGUGGCAAGAUCUUCACAAUACACAAACAGCUGGAACGUCACCAGGAACUGCUCUGCGCUGUCAAGCCAUUCAUCUGCCACGUCUGCCACAAGGCUUUCCGUACAAACUUCCGCCUCUGGAGCCACUUCCAGUCCCAUAUAUCUCAGUCUGCCAAUCGCCUUGAAUUCUCCAAACCUUCCCGGAGUCCUUCGUCUCAUCCACUCCCUCCCCCACCUCCUCCGCCCCCGCCUCCAGCCCCACCUCAGGAGCAGUGUCCCGAUCACGAACAAUCCUCAAGUCACUCAGACAGGACUGCUAGCCCACAGCCCUCUGAAACACUGUUUUCGCACGCCCCUCCUCUUGCGGCAGCCACAUUUGAAAGGCCCUUCAUGUGCAAAUUUUGCCGUAGGACUUUCAAGACUGCUUUCAGUCAGUGGAGCCACGAACAGACCCACAAUUGAGUUUGAUAUCACCCACUGAUGUAAAUGUUUUGGUGCUCCGCUAGGUUUAUCUAUAAAGGUAACUGGGAGAGCGGUACACUCUGGGCGCAGUCAGGAGAUGGCCGACAUAACGUACAUCUGAUUACAAACCAUUCAAGUUUGUAAAAGGAAAGUUGGAUACGAAAGGUAAAGGAUGAUAUCGCGGAAUAAUGAUUACUAACGGGACAAAGUAAAAUCUCUAGAAAUGUUUUUUUUUAAAAAUCAGCAUACUUGUUGUUCGGGGGCUACUUGGGAGCAUAUUUUUUUAACGAGAGGAAUUCACCAGUUUUACUACACAAUCACUGUUUUAAGUGGGACUGAACUAAAAGUUGCUGAACCAAUUUGUGCAUUGGGAUGGACUUUUUAUUGUGUCUGAAACAUUCAGUAAGGUGUGUGUGGUUGGGGCGGGGGGGGGGGGGAUUUUACAAUAAUGUUAUUCAAGAGAUUUUAUUCUGCGGCCCAUCACUGCAAACGCAAAACGCAACCGCUGGCCUGGUCAUUCCUGGCAGUAUUUUUUUUUUUGCUGUUUUACCGUUUGAUGGAGUGGGGAAAGAGGAUUGUAGCCAUUUAAUUCAAUUUAUUGGUGGGGGGGGUGGGGGAAGAAAGGAAGAUGGAUGACCUGGUCUCUGUACCUCGCUGUGGCUACGCAGCUCAUGGAUUUAUUGACAUAGAUUGGGAUCUGCUGCCAGCCUCGGCUAAACGGUAGCGUGAAGCAGAACCUGUAGCUCAGCCGUCAAACCUGCUUCCCCCGACUAAGCUGGGAAGAUGAUCGUUGGCAACCAGCACCAAGGUGAUUCUGAAAGAUCAUUCCCCAUCCACAACUAGACGGGGGACGCACCCAUUAAUUGAUUCUAUGUGCACUUAUUCAUCUGAUAUUUUUACAGUACCUUGUUUUUAGUUUUUUCUUCUUUUUUUUUUUCGCGGGAAAAAGAAUGCUUCCAUUGUGGUAUGGAACACACCUGGUGACAUUGUAGAAAUCUUACGCUAUGAUUGGGACCAAAGGUAGCGGACAGCUCGGACCGUGUGCGUGUGUGUGCGUGUGCGUGUGCGUGCGUGCGUGUGUGAGAGAGAGAGAGAGGAGGUGGGCUAAAAUGGCAUUGUUUCGUUGUAACAGUUGGGAAUGCUAAAUAACUAAGCAGUUCCUGUGAAAGGAGGAGAGGAAAACAAAAUGAUGGACUUUCACCGACCCACCUAACCUUCAGAGUAGUCUGGUGUUUGUUACUGAGGAGCCGAGCUGAAGGUAGUUACGCUAGGCGAGCUAUGCUAGAAGGGAGUCAAACUGUUACAGUACUGCAAUGCCAUAUUCAAUGUCCUUUAUUUUUGCGAGAAACCGUGUAACCCGGUUUCCUGUGUGAUUUUUUUUCUUUCUUGACUGCUUAAAUAACUGAUCAUGGAGUUGUUUUUACUAAAUUACGGGUGGUAUUACGUAAAACUAAUUGUUAGCAACGCCUACGAAUGUUGGUAGGGGAGAGAAUUGUGUUAUUCAGAAUCGGGGGGUGGGGGGAGAAGCGAUUUUGGAUAAAUUUUAAGUAUUCUGUAAUAGUGUAACAGCAGAGCAGGAAGUGGGACGUAGCACUAACCUUCUGUUUUCUGUAGAAUAUGGUUAGAGGAGGGUGACGGGAGAGAGGAUGGGUAAGUGGCCUAUGUAGUCCUGUUACAUUCAGUGAUUUUUAUCUUCCAAAAAGUACCUGUGGCACCUUCCCAUCUUGACCCCUCCACCGUCCGUGGCCAUUGUAGCUAAUUAAAUUGUUUGGCAUUCUAGUACCGAAAUGUUUGGCCUGUUUUUGGCUUUCAAAUAAGGACCAUUUGGCAGGAUUCCACUCUGAUCUCAGAAUGUACGUACAGGUUGUGGCUGUACCUAUAUAAUAUAAUCACUGACCGUGGCAUUUGACCUAAAAUUUUAAAUCACGGAUGAUUGCUUGUUUAUCCCUUCCUCUCACCCAUUGUGUAAUAGACAAACGAGCCUCAGAAGAUUGAUCGGAAUGAGGUCUGUCUCCCGCACAGUGAAGUUCCAUGACAGUUCCAGUGACAGGUUUAGCAAAUAUUGAUUUUAAUUCCACUGCAACAUUAAUAGUAAU